Messenger RNA from Lymnaea stagnalis (great pond snail), 1139 nucleotides. Lineage: Eukaryota; Metazoa; Mollusca; Gastropoda; Lymnaeidae. The record is from the annotation of a GenBank genome assembly.
AAUUGCAAAGAAUGCGAUAACUGGACAUGGGGAGACAACUGCAGUGAACUCUGUGAUUGUGACAAAAACAACACAGAAAUCUGCUCUAACAAUGGUACCUGCACUUGCAAGUCUGGUUUCAGAGGAUCUUUAUGUGACCAGGUCAUUGAUGUUUGUUUAGAGAACUCACCUUGUGGUGACAAUGCAAACUGCAUCAAUAUUAAUGGUGGAUAUGAAUGUCAUUGUAGUGAGGGCUUCAAGCACAGCUCUUUGAACUAUGACAUGUGUGAAGGUAAUGUUUUCUUGGAAAUAUAAACUUGUUCAUGUUUGGCUUAAUUAUUGUAAAACACCGUAACCACUGUCAAAUUUACAGAUAUGAGGAAGGAGACUAAGUAAAAAAUUGUAAAGGUGCAGUUAACUAGAAAAUAAAUAAAAGAUUGUGAAAUUCUUAGAUGGAUAUUAUGUCUAAAAGAUUUCUCCUUCAUUCACUUUGAUCAGUGGUCGGCAAACUCAUUAGUCAAAAGAGCCAAAAAUCAACAGCAGGACGAUUAAAAAAUUUUUGAGAGCCAUAUUUCUUGUCAAGAACCAUGUUUUUCGGAGUCAAAACCGAUUUGUGGCUGACUGGCAGAGCCGCACCCAUUCGUUAAUGCGGCUUGUGAGCCGGGAUUUGCAGACCACUGACAUAGAUAAACAAUUUUCCAAUUAUACUAAGUUUUUCAUUAAAUUCUAACCCUAAUUUUUUUUUGUAUAAGUGUGGUCAACUUCAUGCUUAGUAAUAACUGCCAUAACUGGAACUGUCAAUACAUGUUACUAAAUUUUGUUAAAAAUAGAGAUUAACUCAUUCAAAUUAAUUGAUACCUCAAAAAAUAAGCAGAUCAUUAUUAAUAAAUCUCUAAAAAGCUUCAUUGUCUUUAUAAAUAGUCUGCCUCACUUGGACAUGGGGUGCAGAUUGUAACAGAACAUGUGAAUGUCAUAAAAACAGCACAGACAGCUGCAAUGUUGCCACCGGUGACUGCCUUUGCAAACCUGGAUUCAAAUCCAUGAACUGUGAUAUGGAUAUCGAUGAGUGUCAUCAGUCAGCCAACUUGUGUAGUGAAAACAUGAAGUGUGUCAACACUGCGGGAAGCUACAAGUGUGAGAUUUCAUACCAUUAUUUUUAA